CAUCUUCGGCUCCGUCAAUCCCACACCCACCUGCGCUGCCCUGGUCUCUUCUCAUCCUCGUCGGCCGGGCACACCAAGCCCACCUCUGUCUCUGGCAGACAUUAAUAAUAAUUAUAAAAAAAAAAAAAAGAAAAAAAAAAGAAAAAUCACACCGAGAAAAAUGGAGCACAGUGGGCAGCCAGGAGUGUGUCCAGAUCUCUGAUGGAGCCCUUCUUCUGGGGACGGAUCUUCACCGGGCUCGCGUAUAGUAAAACCUGAGCUUGCGGACGAGCAUCCAUCUCUUGUCUCAUGCCCGAUCCCCCCAUCUGUAUGGCUGCACCACAUCGUCAACACGCUCACACUCGCUCCCUCUCAAUCCUCUUGUCUGGGGGGGAGGGGGGAGGAGGGGAGCAAAAGGCAGAGUAAGGAAACACAGACACAUGGAUUGCCCCUCACUGGCUGCUGUCCACCCAUGCAUAUAUUCCUGUCGUACCAGCGCUUCCCUGGUCGACGACCGCUGUCCACGCAAAUCAGAGCAGAGAGGUACCCUUGCCAGGGACCUUCCCGUUAUUUUAUGCACUUCGCCUUCGCGAUCUUACUUCCGCUGCUUUCUCCGUUUUUCCCGACGAUCCUCCCUCUCUGCCAUUGACCCAGCAAGGCUUGUGCUGAUCUGCUCCUCAGCUCUUCGUAGCUCCCGCUGCAGACUGCUGCUUGCUUGCUUGCUCGGCUGAUUUCUCCCUGCAACAAAAAUAGGAGAAACCCUCCGUAAAACAACCAUUCGAAAGCGCUGUAUCAUAUUGCCCGUGCCCGUUUCUCCCUUUCCCUCCCUCUCUAUCUGCCUGUUUUAUUCUCCGAAUCCCGCCGUGCUGGCAAAUUUGGUUUGCCCGUCCUUAUAACCUGCGUUUUCCCCCUCCUCCACGCGAGAGACGUGCGAACACACCAUCCUCGCUUCCCACCCUUGCUCUGCUUGAUUGCUUUACUAUUGCUUUAUGCCUGCUUUGGUCGAGCUGCUC
This is a messenger RNA of Coccidioides immitis RS, 992 nucleotides long. RefSeq lists its product as uncharacterized. NCBI's taxonomy places the organism in Eukaryota, Fungi, Ascomycota, Eurotiomycetes, Onygenales, Onygenaceae. The transcript is spliced from 2 exons. The record is from RefSeq and is a predicted model, not a curated record. The coding region runs from base 420 to 710 and encodes 96 amino acids.